GUGGCCAGGGCCUCCUUCAGUUGCUUGCAGACCUCCUAGCGGCUGCCCAAUCUUUCGAGGUCACACAUGCUGGGAUUGCCCUACUUCUUCGGCUUUGCCUGACCCUGGUCGGUGCCGGCAUUUUCCUGGGGCUUAAGGAGGUUCUGGAUCACCACGCCUGGGGCAGGGCCAUCCGUCUUCCCUUAGGCCUCGCAGUGAUCAGCUCGGUUGUCUAUGGCUUCCUCUACCUCCACCCACUCAGCCUUGAAGAAUUGCAGUUCUGGGGCCUCUUCAUAUCCGGUCUCCGGCCAGAGUCUUGGGUCGUGGAAUGGGAGCUCCUGGGUUCCGGUUUUGGAAGCUUCCAUGCACGGGCCUUCUUCAGUCAACCCUGUAUUUCUGUCUUGGUGUCCUAUGCCGCGCUGAGCACACUGGCCUUCACCUUCUACACAGUAGGCUUUCAGGACAUGGCCAAAGAUCCCGAGAUAGAGCUCGCCAAGGAAAUCCGGCUUUUGGGGAAGACGAACAUCGCUCUGGCUCCUUUUGCAGGUGUCCCAGUCUCACAUGCCAUUAAGGUAUGGGUGGUUAUGCGAGAUGCUGGGGGCAAGACGAGGUGGUGGGUGCUGCUCUUCUCCGUCUGCUACAUGGCCUUGUACUUCGAUUCCACACUGCGAUCAAGCCUCAGCUUCAUUCCGAAAUGCGCCUUCGGGGCCUUGGUUGUGUCCUUGGGUUUCGAAUUUUUGACAACUUCAUUGGUAGAAUCACGGGAACGCAUCGCAGCCACUGAGUGGCGCGUUGUCGUGGCGACCUCUGUUAUAACCUACCUGAACGUCCUUCUCGGCAUUCUUUUCGGUGUUGUUCUCACCACCGUCUUCUUCAUGGUGGAGUACUCUGGCAUGACAGGUGUGACGCAGAAAGCAACACUGUCAGAGGUGCGUUCGCAUGUUGAGCGCGACGAUGAGCUGAACCAGAUUAUUGACACUUAUGGACGGCAAGUCGCAGUGUUUUGGUGUGCUGGCUACAUCUUCUUCGGGACAGCCCAAGAUAUCGUCGAAGAGCUGCAGUCAUCGCUGGAUACAUCCCCGUCCACGCGCAUCCUGAUUCUUGACUUCGAGCAGGUCCCAGCUGUAGAUGCAUCAGGAGUCCAGGCCUUGGUCAGCUUCGCCGAGAAGUGCCAACGGCGACGACCGGCUGUCACUCUUGCGAUCAGCGGUGUCGUGCGCCGCCUGCAGCUGUCCUUGGACAGAUGUAUGCGCGCCUGUCAGGUGGAGAUAAAGAUCAGCUCGCACCGUGUCGAGAAGAUGCUGGAGUGGGCCGAGGAAUGGCUCCUAUCAGGUCGGGACAAGGGAAGAUUAAAGUCGCAACGCUCAGAGCAUCAGCUACUGGCAUCGAAGUUGGCAGAGAAGGCCCCGAAAGAGCAAGACGAGAAGGAGAUUCUGCACUUUGUUAGCGAGUUCCUGCUGGAGAUAGCCUCAACAGCCAAAGCGGAGGAGCGGAUGGCCGUUGGUGAAAAACUAGCGAAGUUCGGUAGCAAGCUGAAAACUUACAGAAACGAAGAGCAACUCUAUGCGGAAGGUCAGCAAGCCAAGGACCUGACUUAUGUCUUGAGCGGGUCGGUGAGCAUAGUUCAGAGGAUCAGUCCAGACGAAGCCUUAGCUUACAAGGUGCCAAGGCACCAUCUGAAUGAGGAGAAGGGUGACACCUUCGCCUUUGAAGAAGAAUUGGAUAUCCGCGUUCGCAAGCUGACCCAUGGAUCAGUGCUGGGUGCACUUGAGUUCGGCGCCUUCUGCAGCAGCAGGGCUCCGACUUGGCAUGCCAGCGCCUGUGCUGCGCCAGAUUGCAUGGUGCUGCGCGUGCCAUUCUCGACGCUGGAGUCUGCGAUGGCCUCGAGCCAAUCCGUCGGAAAUUCGGUGAUGCAGUGGCUGUUCAAGUUGGCAUCCAUUCAGGUGCUGGACGUUUUGCAAGGUCCAGACCUUGCGGGAUUUGCCGUUUUCAUGGAGGUGCAGCAAGAACUUGCCGAAGCAUUGGCAGGCUGGUCCUUGUGGGAGUAUGAGUUCGCGCACUGGCGUUAUCACAAGCGGCAUGCCGGCGGUGACGAGUUCGACCAACUUUACAACGCCCACAGAACGCCAGAGUACCAGCACCUGGCAUGUCCGGCCGUGCCUUUGGCGUACCGCCUCUGGUCGAACUUCCCAACUUGCGCUCCAUCGCGUCUUCGAGACCUGGCACGUUUCACGGAUGCAUAUGUGUCCGGUAUGACCGUGGACAACUGGCGGGCAAGUUAUCGGGAUUUCCUCAGCGAGGACUACAACUACAACGUCUCGCACUUCGCUGGCGGUGACCCGACGUUUCGUCUGUCCAAGGGCAGUCUCGCUGUUACAUUGCUCCAUUUGGGCAAAAUUUUCGAGGGCUUGUGGGUCAGAGGGAUCCGCCAUGUGGUGAUGCUUCUUGACUGGUUGGUUUCGGGCGCAAUCAGGCCCUGUCAGGUUUGCAAGAGGAGAACACGUAUCGAUCCUCCCGCAUGCGCUGCUAUGCAUGAAGCGGUAGUAUGA
Molecule: messenger RNA, 2528 nt
Organism: Symbiodinium necroappetens
Lineage: Eukaryota; Dinophyceae; Suessiales; Symbiodiniaceae
Source: the annotation of a GenBank genome assembly